This is a messenger RNA of Loa loa (African eye worm), 369 nucleotides long. RefSeq lists its product as hypothetical. The coding region runs from base 1 to 369 and encodes 122 amino acids. The transcript is spliced from 3 exons. NCBI's taxonomy places the organism in Eukaryota, Metazoa, Nematoda, Chromadorea, Rhabditida, Onchocercidae. The record is from RefSeq and is a predicted model, not a curated record.
AUGAAGGAAACGAUGGAAAGGACGGGGAAUGAAGGAGGUUAUUGUCCUCAUUUGUUCACGGUUGUCGGAACUACGAAGAGAUUGCCCGUUGGUGUCGAAUUAUGUAAUAUCAAAUUGUUCGGCUGUAGCAAAACAUAUCCAAAAUUUGUUCCCAACAUAUUUGCAGAAUUAAAUUUUGUAUCAACUCUUCAUAGAUUAUCUUCUUGUUUAGAAAGUGAAUUUGUGAUAAGGAUGGGAAGGGAAUGUGUUCAAUACCAAUACCACCAACAGCAACUACUAGUAGGCAAAGAGUAUGUAUCAUCAUCGAUGGGACAUUUCUACUUGUUGUAUUUUGAGGAAGAUGUACGCCACAGUUGUUCAUUUGCUUAG